Messenger RNA from Clupea harengus (Atlantic herring), 897 nucleotides. It is a transcript of the gene lpar5b, whose product is annotated as lysophosphatidic acid receptor 5b. Gene Ontology annotation, biological process: positive regulation of Rho protein signal transduction; phospholipase C-activating G protein-coupled receptor signaling pathway. Gene Ontology annotation, cellular component: plasma membrane. NCBI's taxonomy places the organism in Eukaryota, Metazoa, Chordata, Actinopteri, Clupeiformes, Clupeidae. Gene Ontology annotation, molecular function: lysophosphatidic acid receptor activity. The record is from RefSeq and is a predicted model, not a curated record.
AUGGAGAACUCGGCCAACGCCACGGUGGACACGGUCACGGUCACGGCGGACACGGUGUUCCGGUUCACAGUGCUGGCGCAUGCUUACGGUGUCGUGCUGUUCGCCGGCCUCCCGCUGAACGCCGCUUCGCUGUGGAUCCUCCUACGCCGGCACCGGCUCAAGUCUGCCAGCGCCGUCCUCAUGGUGAACCUGGCGGCGUCGGACCUGCUGCUGGUGCUCUCGUUGCCGCCGCGGGUGGAUUACUACGCCCGCCGCGCCUGGGCCUGGGGACCUGGCGUCUGCACCGUCACCACGUUGCUUUUUCGCAACAACAUCCGCACGAGCUCCGUCUUCAUCGCGUUCAUCAGCGUGGACCGGCUGCUGGCAGUGGUCUUCCCGCUGCGCUCGCGGGCCCUCCGCACCGUGUCCGUCUCCGGGGGAGCGUGCGCGGCCGUUUGGCUCCUGGCCUGCGCGCUCUCGGUCCCUGAGGGCCUCGUCACGUACCGCCAUCUCCCCGACUCGGAUUGCUUCGAGGUCCCCGCAGCUUCGCGCCGGGUGGCCUUCAUCCAGACGGGGCUGGUGGCCACACUCCUGGCGGUCACCGUGGUUUCCACCGGCCUGGUGCUGCGGGCGCUGCGCAUGAGACGGGUCGCCGUCCCCGCCACCAGAGGAGGAGGGAGAAGACGCUCGAAUCCGGCGCUCAUCUUCGUCGUGAACCUGCUGACGUUCGCCGUGUGCUUCGUGCCGUUCUCCGUGGUUCUGCACGGGGUCGGCACCAUCUGGAGUCCCGAGACCUUACAUGCGGUGUUGUGCCUCGCCAGCGUCAACUGCUGCCUGGACCCGCUGAUCUACUACUUCUCUUUGGACGGCUUCUGGGGCGCCGACACCAACACGUGAACUCCGUCCACACUAUGGACA